Messenger RNA from Acytostelium subglobosum LB1, 876 nucleotides. RefSeq lists its product as hypothetical. NCBI's taxonomy places the organism in Eukaryota, Evosea, Eumycetozoa, Acytosteliales, Acytosteliaceae. The record is from RefSeq and is a predicted model, not a curated record. The annotation marks the transcript as partial. The transcript has a single exon.
UAUAAACAUAACCUAUAUAAAUAUUUUACAAUGACUUCCAGAAUUGUUUCAAAGAUUGCAAAAGGAAUGGCAACAUCAGAUGGUGGCGGUGUCAAGUUGAAGAGAGUGAUUGGUGGUCCCAUUGCAAGAGUUGACCCCUUCCUCAUGCUUGACGAGUUCAAGAGCGAUAACUCUAACGAUUAUAUGGCUGGCUUCCCAGACCAUCCACAUCGUGGCUUCGAGACCGUAACAUACAUGUUGGCUGGCGCCAUGGAACACAGAGAUCACAGAGGCAACUGCGGUCUGUUGACAUCAGGCUCUGUCCAGUGGAUGACGGCAGGUCGCGGCAUCAUCCAUUCAGAGAUGCCCAAGAUGGAUCAGGGUCUGAUGCACGGCUUCCAAUUGUGGGUCAACCUACCGGCCAAAGACAAGAUGAUGGAGCCACGCUACCAAGAUAUUCCUCCAGAGAACGUGCCCGUUGUCACUGACGACAAUGGCAACAGAAUCAAAGUACUAGCCGGCCAAUACAAGGAAGUGGUUGGCCCUGUUCAGGGCGUCGUCACUGCACCACUGCUAUUGGACGUUGAGAUUGCACCAGGCGCCACAUUCAUCGAGGAGAUUCCAGUGGGACACGCAUCGUUUGCCUAUGUCUUCCAGGGCACUGGACAGUUUGGACCAAAGAACGAGUCACAAGAGGUCAAGAUAUCACACAUUGCACUGCUCGAUGGCUCAAAGGGACAGACACAGAUCGAGGUGUCAUCGACAGAAGGAUGUCGAUUCUUGCUGGCCGCUGGCAAACCAAUCAACGAGUCGAUCGUUCAGCAUGGACCAUUCGUCAUGAACACCGAGCGAGAGAUUAUGCAAGCCAUCAGUGACUAUCGCAAUGGCAAGUUCUAA